Polypterus senegalus (gray bichir) is the source of this 4115-nucleotide messenger RNA. It is a transcript of the gene csf2rb, whose product is annotated as colony stimulating factor 2 receptor subunit beta. The transcript has 14 exons. The record is from RefSeq and is a predicted model, not a curated record. Lineage: Eukaryota; Metazoa; Chordata; Cladistia; Polypteriformes; Polypteridae. Gene Ontology annotation, molecular function: protein binding; cytokine receptor activity. Bases 215 to 2890 code for a protein of 891 amino acids. Gene Ontology annotation, biological process: cytokine-mediated signaling pathway; immunoglobulin mediated immune response. Gene Ontology annotation, cellular component: membrane; external side of plasma membrane.
AGUCCCUUUCCUUAAAACAGGAACGCCGGCUUGUAAAUAUAACCAAGCAGUGAAUGGCACCGCGAUUACAUCCCUGAUUGGGGGUCUUAGGAAUUCCUUGCCUUUGCUGCCUUCUAGGACUGAUGCCUCCCUUCGAAAGGGCAACAAAGCACAACAUUCACAUGCAGAGUCACUGUCCAAGUUCUUCUUUUUCCUUGUAUCAACAGGAAAUGAAAUGAGUAUCUUCUGGAGACCGAUUACCACCCUAAUGUUCCUCUUACUGGCCUCAGGGGUGUGUCUGACAUCGAGGCCAGAGGAAGAAGUGACUCUUAUAGACAGUUUGCAAUGCUACAAUGACUAUAAAACUGCAACAGUGUGCAGCUGGACUGAAACAAGAAGACAACGUGAAUUGUUCCCUAUGAACCUCUACCACUGGAGUAAUGAGGACGAUAACGACGAAAAGCAAAGUAUUUGCCAUCCAACAGAACCUCCUGAGAAUAUCUCCUCCUCUCUGAUUGGUUGGAAGUGCAAAACUCUUUCCUUCUUGUAUGCUGCUGGUUUGAAAGAUUUUUAUGUUUUCAGACCAGACAUUCCAGUUGGAGAACCAAAACCUUUCCUCCUCUCAGAAAAUGUAAAGCCCAAACCUCCACGUGACCUGCAAGUCCACAUGGAUGAGAAUGGAGUUGUCACCUUAACUUGGCAGAAUGACUACCCAUCUGAGCAUCCUCUGAGAGGGCAGCUACAAUACCAAGUCCAAUAUAAGAGAGAUUUUGAGGAUUGGCAGAAUGCUGAACCAAUUCAUGUUCCCGAAAAUGAAACCCAAUUUGUGAUUGGAUCAGAGAGACAAAUCAAGAGCAUGAAUUACACAGCUAGAGUGCGAUCCCGAAUGAAACCCACUGGCCAAAAUCUGGGAACCUGGAGCAAGUGGAGCCUCCCAGUGGACUGGAACAGUAAGCCUGGGACCUACUGGGACUCUCCAAAUCUCAUCUGCACAUUUGAUGGGCAUCUUAGUGUCUCUUGUACCUGGGAGGUCCCAAAAGAAAUUGCUUCAGUUUUGAAGUUUAAUCUGACGUACCAGACCAGUUCUGAUGCUCAGCAAGUGUGCAUUCCUGAAGCUUUCGGUGAGAAUCUUGAAGGGCCUGUUGUGGUCUUCCAGUGUGAAUUCAAUGUAACCAGCGCCUCGGAAGUGGUUGUCGGACUGAAACCAGAAGAACAUGUCAAAGUAAUACAUCCAUAUCAAAAUAUCAAGCUGCCCCCACCCCAAAAUCUCAGUGUCCAUCUUGUUGAUAAUGAAUGGGUGCUCAGCUGGGAGGAAGAUCACUCAGAACUUAUAAGUAAUAAAGCUGAAUUUUAUGUUCACUAUAAAAAAGUCAACGAGCCAUGGGAGGCAGCUGUGGUUAAAAGUAAUUUCAAUCAAAUAUCAAAUAGGAAAACGUUCCAGAUGGCUAUUCCAACUUCAAAGCUGUCCCCCACUACAGAGUAUGUGGCAAAAGUUCGGGCUAUAUUAGGUUCCAAAAAUGAUCCAAAUUAUUAUAGCGGGGACUGGAGUGAGUGGAGCGCAGAGUGUCACUGGAAGACAGAACCAGGUCAAGAUAAUCCACUGAUGAUGAUUUUUAUCAUGGUGCCAAUAGCCAUUUUUGUCGGUGCCAUUGUGCUAACUAUUAUGUACAAGAAAGGUCAGAGCUUGAUGAUGAAGUGGGGCAUAUCAGUUCCCGAGCCUCAGAAAAGCAAAGUGCUGACGGAGCAUUUCAAAAAGAUCUCUGGAUUUCAUCUUGUUUCCUUAAAUACCCCAGAUAAACCCAGAAUCAGCAGCCUGCAGGUCAUGGACACUCUUCAAACCUCUUUACUCUCCCCGAAAGAUAUGCUAAUGACUCCCACAUCCCCUGUACUGACAGAUGAUGGCCUAUACAAGUACUUUGAUGACUUUUCUGAGCCUGGCAUGGUUCAGAACAUCCAAAUAGCUCCACACGACACCCCAGGGGGAUUGGUUAACCACAAAACUUCUCAAUUGUUCAGUUUCAGUGGCCCCUAUAUUCUUUGCCCUCGGGCAAGCUCCUUACCUGAUGUAAAAAUCUCUCCUGGUCAAAACAACCCAGAUGCAGAAAAUGGUUAUAUCUCAGCACUGAACCGGGUUGAUCAUCAUUCUUUACUGCAAGGGAACCAACUUUCGGGGUGCAAGGAGUCAACUGGUUACAUUGAAUCUCCAUGCCCUAAAGACUACAUCGCUGAAACACGCAAGAUAAGCUGCCCUUGCUUGAAUUCUGAGUCCUUGUUGUUGAAUAGUUCAGGGAGAUUGGAUCAUUUGUUAAACAAAGGCAACACUUUGCAAUCAGAGCAGCAAGUGAGGAGUAUUACUUGCUUUAAUUAUGUCAGCAGUUCAGACCUACCGAAUCUGCCAAAAGAAAAAAUUGGAAACAUUGACAGUGAAAAAUUGCCAGUUACGAGUUGCAAUGCAGAUGUAGGAAGACAGAAUGCUUGUAUCACUGGGACACUGGAGCCCCGAUGUCCCAUCCUGCAAGACAAUAUCACAAGUCAUUCUAAAUCUACUCAGGAGACCCCACAAGAUAGACUUGUUGAACCCAACCUACUGUUCCUCACUGCAGGGCUAAAUGGGGAGAAACCUUCUGAAUUUUUGUCUGUGAGUUGUGACCCUGAAUACAGCACCCUGCAAAUGCUAAACUCCCAAAACUGUUUGACAGAGGGGGGCGCACCUACCACUGGUCCUAUUGUACCUGUUUUACUGAAGCAGGUAGGAGAUUAUUGUUUCAUCCCAGAUCCCAGUGGUCGAGAUUGGAGCUCGGCAUCCCUUCCAGGUCUCUCUGACCUGGCCAAUCAAAACUUUCCCAAGUUUAAACCCACAGGAGAACAGAACUGUGGAAAUCCUUACGUGACACUUACAACAGUGUCUUAGGGUCUGUUCUCAGAUUCUUUGUGAAUGGAACUUGUUCGGUUUAAAUUUUGAAUGGGCUGACCUCAGUUGAUGCUGUAAACACUCAUUGCGAAAGUCUGUAAGGCACACACUUGUCUAUCCAAGAGUUUAGCUGUUCAAUUUUCAGUAAUUUACUCUUGUCUUCUCAACAUCAUCCCUUUCAAUGCAGUGUUUAAUCCUGAUCUUGGUUGUAGCUCAUAACAAAUACAAAAUGUUCACGAAGUGGCACAAAGACUAGCAACUGGGACACGGCAUCCUCACAGAAAACAGGGCUGACUUCAAAUAUCUGCCAAAUGUCAUUCUACCACUGUCAUAAAGAAAAUGGUUACAGAACAAAUUGUAAAAUACACAAUGACAAUUUAUUAAUCUGAUUUUAUAACCACUUUUUCAUAUUGAUAUCAAUUUGGAGUAAUUGUGUCUUUUAAGUUUUUGGUAGGUUACCCUUUCAUUGGUUUUGACAGAAUACACAGCUUUUCAGCUGCUAACCAUAGCGAUGAGCUUCAGUUGUAUGGUUUAGCAAUCAGACAAAUAGACAUUUACAUCUUUUAUUAUAAGCUUACUCAGAACAUGGUGUUAAAUAAGAGAAUCGACAGGAUAAAGAUCUGGGGUACCAGUAGAAAACCCUGCUUAAUGUCCAAGUUGAAUAACAUUGUAUUGUUUUUAAGAAGUAAAAGAAAAAAUACAACAGUAUUGAUAUUUUUGGUUGCAAAAAAAGAUUUUAUGGGAAACAGCCUGCAUGACGGCUGAUUCCAAAGAGAGAAGGAUUUCCUAUUGCCGGUGGAUUUGUAUAGCAGAACAGAAGUGGAAGGGGUGGAAUGAUCAAUGUUCCAGGUAGAAGUAACAUUAGUGGUUCUCCAGAUUGUCUUCCUCCAUUUCAAGGCAACUGGAGAUCAGGUUGGUGGUUAGCCUCAUUCACCUUCUCCAAAAUACUUGAUAAGCCCCUUUAGACACAUCCACAUCCCACAAUGCUAAUCAGUGGUAUCAGAUGAUUAAAGGACCCCCAGAAAGGGGCGCCAAAGCGAGCUGCUUCCAAAAGGCUGCUGCACGUCUGCAUAAACUAAUUCAUCCUGAGUUUGUGACUGGAAAUGUUCUUGAAACACAUUGAGUUUCUUCAAAAAGUUUGUAUGAUUUGUAUUUGCAUAUCUGACCAAUAUUCCAUAUAUCAUCAUUCUCCAAUACCUAAAUAAAGAAAGUCUAUUAAGACACA